Messenger RNA from Camarhynchus parvulus, 4174 nucleotides. RefSeq names its product secretory carrier membrane protein 4 (gene SCAMP4). The transcript is spliced from 8 exons. Bases 169 to 858 code for a protein of 229 amino acids. The record is from RefSeq and is a predicted model, not a curated record. Gene Ontology annotation, cellular component: trans-Golgi network membrane; recycling endosome membrane. NCBI's taxonomy places the organism in Eukaryota, Metazoa, Chordata, Aves, Passeriformes, Thraupidae. Gene Ontology annotation, biological process: protein transport.
CAGCGCACCCCGCGGCGGCCCGGAGGGAGCGGGACCGGGCGCUCGCUGAGGAGUUGGGAAGCACCACAGAGAGCCAGGAGCCAACAAAUCAUCUCAGCACCUAAAUGAGGCAUUAAGUCUGAUCUAUUGCUCUGUCUGAAACCUCACCAGGGAACACAAGUAUUAGAAAUGGCAGAAAAGGUGAAUAACUUCCCACCACUCCCCAAGUUCAUCCCUCUGAAACCAUGUUUCUACCAGAAUUUUGCUGAUGAAAUUCCCAUCGAUUACCAGUUCCUGGUGAAGAGAAUCUAUCAUGUGUGGAUCUUUUACUGCAUCACGCUGGCCGUGAACCUCAUCGCCUGCCUGGCCUGGUGGAUUGCGGGAGGCUAUGGGGCCAACUUUGGCCUGGCCAUCCUCUGGCUCAUCCUCUUCAGCCCCUGUGCUUACAUCUGCUGGUUCCGACCUGCCUACAAAGCCUUUCGGUCAGACAGUUCCUUUAAUUUCAUGGCCUUUUUCUUCAUCUUUGGGGCUCAGUUCCUCCUCACGGUCCUGCAGGCGAUCGGCUUCUCCGGAUGGGGAGCGUGUGGAUGGUUGGCAGCCAUCGCCUUCUUCAGCACCAAUGUGACAGCUGCUGUGUUCAUGCUGUUCCCUGCCAUCAUGUUCACCAUGUCAGCAGUUGCCAUGUUCAUCUGCAUUAUAAGGGUACACAAAAUCUACCGAGGGGCUGGUGGAAGCUUCCAGAAGGCUCAAGAUGAGUGGAACAGCGGUGCAUGGAGGAACCCUCCCAGCAGGGAGGCCCAGUACAGCAAUUUUUCUGGGAACAGCCUGCCAGAGUAUCCCACAGUGCCCAACUACCCCUCUGCAAACCAAUGGCCUUAAGCAGCAACAGCUGCAAACUGCCUGGAGUCUCUCCUUUUUGGUCUUUUUAUUCUUGUUCUUGGAAAAGAUCAUUUGCAUUCCCCCCCCAGCACCCCACUCAUCUCGAGGACCUUUCUGGUUCUUGUCUCCUGAUCCCUGAGGAAUAUCCGUGCUCUCAGCCCUUCCCACCUCCACUGCACUGCACGGCCAUGGCAGAAAGCUUUUUGUUUGCCUUGAGUCACCAGUAUUUGCCUCAUUGCAGACUGAGAACAAACCCUUCACUGCCCUUACUUGAGGGAAUCCUCUCCUGAACAUCCCUGGAAAAGGCUCAGCUUCCCCAUGAUGGCAAAACUCCCACAGCUGCUCCUGCCCCUGCUCCUGCUCAGCUCCCAUGGAAUGCCCAGCACAGCACCACGCCAUCUGUAGCAAAAGCAAUCAGAGCAUUAGUAGCAACUGGUGUUUACUCUCCUGGAUGAAUAAUGUGGAAUUUUUCACUCUGAGGGAAAUGCGGCACUUAAAUUAUUUGGUACUAGUGAGCCUGAAGUGAUUUGUGAAAGCUCCACCCUCCGUGGGAGGAUCCUGCAGGUAACAGAGGUGCCCUGGGUGAGUCCAUGGAUGGGAAUUCCCCACAAGCCCUCCUUGCCUGGCUCAGACUGUUGUGAUGCUGCAGCUCUUGCUUUCCCUGCUGCCAAAACCUCUUGCUGUAUCUGUGUGUUCCAAAGGUGCAGAUUCAUCUCCUUAGGUCCAUGAUUGCUCGCUAAAGCCUGAAUCAAAGCCCAGUGGAAACCAUUGCACUGCUGACACUGGGCCUUGGUGAUGUUCACCCUGGUACAGGGACUCAGCACGAGAUUUCCCCACCAUGAAACUUCCAGCCAGGUUUUGUGCUGGAUGCAAGAUAAUGAUUGAUCUCAGUGCUGGAGCCCCAAUGUGGGUUGGAAAUGCUUCUGGUACAAUGAAUAGUUUAAUUCUGCCUUCUGCUGGUGUAGCUGAACUCCAGAUAUUACAGUGGGGUCUGGGAGACCAAGGGAAGCUUGUUAGUCCUCAUGGCUGCUGUUGGCUGGCAGGACUUCCAUGAGAGAGAGAUUCCUGCCUUUCUCCAACCAUCAGCUGAAGGGAGGAUGAAGCUGUUGAGGGGGAUUGUUUUCCCUGAGAUUAUCCUCCACCUUGUCAUUCAUCUCCAUUCUGUGCCUGAGCCAUGCAAUUCCCUGUGUCCUACAGCGAUCCAGGCAGCAAAGGCUGCGGUUCCCUCUUCCCCCUCAGCCUGCUGUGAAUUUUUUAAAACUUGUCCAAACUGGGAGGUCAGUUCCCAAUUUUUUUAUAGGGAAUGAGUGUUCCAAGUCUUUGGCUCUCAAAGUUUUGGCCAAUGAUCCAGAGUGCUUCAUUUGGGAGACCUAGGAGGGGUUGGGCACCCUGGGGAUCAGACCCAGAGCCUGCUGCCUUGGCAGGCUCUUGAUGGGGUUAUUCCAAAUUCCCAAAUUCACACUGAGCAACUGGAAAACAAAACUGGCUCCUGGAAAGGGACAGGGACGUGGUCCUAGCUAGGUGGAAUUGAUUUGCAAGUGGUCUUUUGAAAUUUUUUCUCUACAUGUGCCUUAUCUAAUGAAAUCAUGGCUCACAGAGGAGAGCUCCUGCUUCCCCCUCACCCCUGCAGAAUUUCCCUGUUAACUUGUCCUGUGUCACACUGUAAAUAAUGAGGGAAGCAGAGUCUGGAGUCUGCAUGACCCCUGUGUUACCAGGGCCAAAGCAAAAGCAACCCCAGAUUUCACCAAAUUUCCGUUUACAGCCACACUGACCCCGCUGCAGGAGCAGCCCUGCACUGGCUCUGGGACGUGCUCCCAACACCAGGGGUUUUUCCUGGAGAGUGUGCAAUGUGCUUGGGAGGAGGAGCUCUUGGAGCCUUCUGAACAGAACAUGACCUGAUGGCAUUGUGAAGCUUUUAGGUGCCUUUGUCUAGUGUCAAGUGUAAUUUUAAGUGUUCUUUGUCACUUGCCAUUGGAGUGAUGGAAGAACUGCCUGGCGUUGACUCCCUGGAAAUACGAUGGAUGCACCAGGGGGUGAGGGCUGAAGGUGGCAUUGGCCACACCUGGGAGCCAGGACAUGUCCCUCAGUCCUGCCCUUUGCCAUCCUCUUGCCAAAAUUCUUCUAAACCAUUUGAUACCUGCCCCAUUUCAGUGUGUCAACUUGGAGGUUUUGAAGGAACCAAGAGGAGAAAUGUUGCUGGGGGCUCCACAUCCUUCUUCUCUUUGGGAUUUUCCCCUUGGAGAAUCUGGGGGCUGUGUUGAAGCACCCACUCUCAGUCACAUGGAAAAUGUUUGAUGCAAGGAGAGUGGGUGCCUGGGAGCCUGCCCACCAGAAUGGUUGGAGCUGGACACCAAAACCACACCCUGUUAGCCUGCACUGCCUGAGAUCCCUGUGGAGAUCAAUGCACCUCCAGGUGGGAGCUCCAUCCCAUCCCCUCCCUCCUCUUCAAUGCCAGAAACCGUAACUCCAGAAAGUCCAACACGCUGCCUGAACAAAUGGCUUAAUUUUUUUUCCUUUUUUUUUGGACUCCUCUGUAUGUUUUUAAAUGUUUACAUUAUUAGAUUUCUAAAAGUUCUUAACACCAUUAACCCGGCCCUGGCUCCUGGUGUGGUCGGGCGUCACGUGGCGUGUCUGUGUGUGAUGUUUCAUGUCACCUGUGGAGCUCUGGGUUUUGUUUUGUGUUUUUCUCCUGAUCACAAGACAAUAAAUGCUCAUCCUGUGCUUGAUGAGGAGAACUGGCCGCAGCAGAGAAGUGUCUGUUCCUAGGUAACCAGAGUUAUCUGGCAGAGGGAAAUGGCAAAAUCUCUAUGUUCCUCCAAAGUCUCCCACUGCAUGUUGUUUUCUCUGUGAAAGAACAGCUCAUUGAUGGAUGAGGCUCAUGCUCUGUGCUGGGGACUGCUGUGAGUGGCUUCUUGUGGUUUGUACUCUUAGACAUGCAGCUUUGACCAAAGGUGCUGCCAUUGUUCCCAUCUUCUAAGGACUGGAGAGCAGAGGUGUGGAGAAAGUCCCAUCUCCCAAGCACUGGGGUCAUUUUUGUGGCCUUUCUGUAGUGCAGAGAGCCCCUGGCAGUGCUGGUGUCUGCUUUCCCCAGUUAGUGCCUGGAAGGAGAACUCUUACCCCUGGAGUAAAUGGGCUUGGACAGUGAAGGUGAGUUAAAUCCCUUUAGUAUAUGGCUGAAUUUAUUGCCCAAAAUGUUCUUCCAAAGCUAUCACAGAAUCCCAGAGUGUUUGUGUUGGAAGGGACCUUAAAGCCCAUCCCAUUCCCCCCCUGCCAUGGCAGGGACACCUGGGAUACCUUCCACUGUCCCAGGUUUCUA